AUGCUGACAGCCUCUCUCGAUCGUCACACGCAUUGCAUGACUACCCCUUGGGUGCGUGGCGCGGCGGUGCGCGACACUUCGACGGUCUAUGGCCAGGUGCCCAUUCAAUGGCGCCCCUGGCAAGGGGCUGCACGGGCUCCCAGUAGUCCCACCAUUGACCGUCAUGCGAUAGCGGAUGCUCUCGCAGGCCAAGCCGAUGCACGUCUCCAGGCCUUUCGCCGGGACCUUCAUUCACGUCUGCCUGCGCAUUUCGCGGAUGUUGUCCAAUUGCAUGACUUGGUGCACUCCCUAGCAGUGCGGCACUUCCCCAAAAAGGCGGUGGUGCGCGGGCCGAGACCAUGGCAGGAUGGUACGCUUCAGCAGUAUGCCGCCCGUAUGUGGGGUCAUCUCCGCGGUCUGCGAAGGUGGGCACAACGCCCGGCUGCGGCGCGUUGCGCACAGGCUCUGUUCCGUUGCUGGCGUCACAGUGUUCACUUUCUGAAGAUGCAUCGCCUAGCUAAGCAACAGGGUAGGGAUCUUCGCAAGGCCAGGAAGCAUUCCAUCCUGGAGGAAGCGGAUGCUGCCAUACGCCAAGGCCAGAGUCGUCUUUUCUACCAGUUAAUUGAUAAGUUGGCACCAAAGAGUCGCUUUCGUAAGUUUCAGAUGUCUCAGGGGGGACGCGUUCUUACGCCAGCGGAAGAACUUGUGGUGAUGCGCAAGCACUUCAUGCAGAUAUUUAACCACGAUAUCCUGCCACCUGACCACACACCGGCCAUUCCUGUGCAUGGCACCAUGCAUGUCUCUAAGGAAGAGCUUCGGGUCUUCCUUGAUAAGCUUCCUGCUCGGAAGGCCGGGGCCCCGAACACUGUUCCGGGCGCGGUCUGGCGUGCGUGCUCGGACCUCAUCGCAACUCCGCUGGCUGCGGUGCUCAAUCAUCGAUGGCAAUCCACUCCCCUUACGCCACCUGAAACGUGGACUGUGGCCACCCUGUCAUUGCACUUUAUCGCCGAGGCCCUCUCAGAGGCGGGAAUCACAGGGGCGCCAGCUGAGCUGCUCAUGAAUUGGCUCCAUGGUUGCUCUUAUGAUCUUUACAUUGAAGAUCUCCAUGCACAUCUCCCCACCACCCGGGGCGUCAAACAGGGAUGCCCGGCGAGCCCGUUGCUCUUCGCAGCCUUCAUGACUUUAGUCACGCGACGCCUGAGCGCCAAACUAUCCGAUGCAUGGGUUGCCCAAAACCUGACCAUGUUUGCUGAUGAUUUUCAUAUCGGCAAGACUUUCUGCGGGUAUCAUGAGCUCGAGACCCUGAGCUCUCAUAUCGGCUACAUCAUGUCCACCUUGCGUGCUCACGGCAUGAGUGUUCAUGCCACCAAGGAUGGUCGUUUGCUUCGGGUAAGCUCUAAAUAUGGCGACGAGUUCCUGUACCACUUCCGAGAGACUCCCUUCGACGUGUCUUUGAGUCCGCCUUUGGAAGGCAAGAACCAGAUGAUCCGCAUAUGUGCAGCAGCCGCCAUGGCUAUGCCUCCUGGCACAGAGGCCCGUCCUACCAUAGACACUCCUGUGGAGUCUGAUGUGCCUAA
This is a messenger RNA of Symbiodinium sp. CCMP2456, 1556 nucleotides long. Lineage: Eukaryota; Dinophyceae; Suessiales; Symbiodiniaceae. The record is from the annotation of a GenBank genome assembly.